GAUCAGACCAUAUUGUCGAUUGCCGAGUGCAAAUCGGGAGGUUUGUUGUCAUUACGGUUUACAUCCACGUUAAGAUGAAGCUUUCAAAAUACAAUUAAACAGCGGCUGGUUUAAAUAUCUUACUGCAAUAGUCCGCUUUAUUCUCGUUGAAAGUCAGUUCUGAUAAUAUUAGCAGACCCAUGGUGACCCAUAUGGACCCCACGUCUAAGUCUGGGUUGAAUCAGGUAUCAGAUGUGGUGUUUGUCAUAGAAGGAACUGCAAACCUUGGUCCAUAUUUUGAAUCACUUCGGAAGAAUUACAUACUACCAACUAUAGAGUAUUUUAAUGGAGGACCACCUGCCGAAACAGAUUUUGGAGGAGAUUAUGGUGGUACCCAGUAUGGACUGGUGGUCUUCAACACAGUGGAUUGCGCUCCAGAAUCUUACGUCCAGUGCCAUGCUCCAACCAGCUCGGCUUUUGAGUUCGUCUCCUGGAUUGACAGCAUUCAAUUCAUGGGAGGCGGAGCAGAGAGCUGCAGUCUCAUAGCUGAGGGUCUUUCUGUGGCCCUGCAGCUCUUUGAUGACUUCAAAAAGAUGAGGGAGCAAAUUGGCCAGACUCACAAGGUUUGUGUAUUGCUGUGUAAUUCUCCGCCAUACUUACUGCCAGCUGUGGAGAGCGUCACCUACACAGGCUGCACUGCAGAUAGCCUGGUCCAGAUCAUACGUGACCGGGGGAUCCACUUUUCUGUAAUUGCCCCACGGAAACUUCCAGCGCUUCGAUCUCUUUUUGAAAGAGCAUCCUCAGUUGCAGGGACACCAGAAUCUGCACACCCAGACUACAGCCAAGACCCUUUUCACAUGGUGUUGGUCAGGGGCAUUGCACUUCCUGUCGCUCCUGGAGGAGGUUCUGCCGCAGUCUCCCUUGCACCUGUUGUGCCACCUCAGUCUCUGCCUGUGGCUCAGCCUCCACUGGGCACUGCAGCCCAAGCUGCUACUCCAAUGAGCACAGCUCUUCAAUACCCGAAUAACCCCUCUCUAAAUGCAGCCCAUAGUGCAGCAAUGAAGGUACUAGAUGCUGCUAAUCAGCAGAAGAGAUUCCCACAAUUGCCAACAACCCCUUUCAGCCAAGCGCCAGUUCAUCCAUCAGGAGGUAAACCCAGCCUGUCUACAGUUACCACAGUAUCACCACCAGUCUUAACACAGCAACAAGUUCCACCCCAGCAGCCACAGCAGCCCCCACAAGUCCAGCCACCAGUUCCAACCGCACCCAAUCAGCAACCACCUCAAGCCCCCCAACAGCAGCCCACAGCCAAUCAGCAGACGCCACCACAAUCUCAGCCUGGCAUGCCUGCUGUUCCUACACCUCAGGCUGGAUCACAGCAAGGUGUUGCCAGUAAGAUUGUGGCUUGGAGCGGAGUUCUAGAAUGGCAGGAGAAGCCCAAGGCUUCCUCCAUGGACUCCAACACCAAACUGACACGCUCCCUGCCCUGCCAGGUCCAAGUCAGCCAAGGGGAGAAUCUAAAUACAGACCAAUGGCCACAGAAACUAAUCAUGCAGCUCAUCCCUCAGCAGCUCCUGACUACUCUGGGUCCUCUGUUCAGGAACUCACGUAUGGUGCAAUUUCUCUUCACUAAUAAAGAUGUGGAGUCUUUGAAGGGACUGUAUCGCAUUAUGGCCAAUGGAUUUGCUGGCUGUGUACACUUCCCCCACAGUGCUCCGUGUGAGGUGCGUGUGCUGAUGCUGCUGUACUCAUCCCGGAAGAGGAUCUUCAUGGGACUCAUCCCUAACGACCAGAGCGGAUUCGUCAAUGGCAUUCGGCAGGUCAUCACCAACCACAAACAAGUGCAGCAACACCGCUCAAUGAACAAUGCAGCUCAGAUGCAACCCGGGCAGGUCCCAAACAAUCAGAACUUCCUCAACAGACCGCCAGGUCCCAUCCCUGUUACACAUGGCAGCGUGCAGCAGCAGUCUGUGGUGGUGGGCUUGCCCUCUGUCAGUCAGGUCACACUGAUGGAGGACCAGCAGAGACAAAACAACAUGCUGAGAGCUGCUGCAACUGGCAAUCAGCAGCCACCGGUCACUGGUGCCCCACCCAAUCAGGUGGCACAAGGUCAAGCCCAGCCUCCUGGUGGCAUGCUUCGCCUCCCAAACCCAGGAGCAAAUCCCCAACUCCGCAGCCUCCUCCUUAGCCAGCAACAGCCUCAAGGUGGGAUGCAGGGCAUGCAGGGAAUGCACCCCAUCCAACAGAUGGUCCAUCCAGCACCAGGAGGGGGCACUCAGAUGCAGCCUCAGUGGAGGCAACCUCACCAAGGUCAACUGAUGAUCCCUACCGGUCCACGGGGUCCAGUCACACAGAAUCCUGGGAUGCCAUCGGUUUCCAGUGUCAUGGAGGAUGAAAUUCUUAUGGACCUUAUUUAAGGACUGCUUUACCCAUCACUGAUUCCUCAAGAGGUUUCAUUACAAAACACAGGGAGUUAUCUAAGCUCUGUUUCUUUUACUUUUUGUUAGAAGCAACUGCAUAGGGGAAGAAUAAAGGUAUAUAGGUAUGGAGUGAGAUGAGAGCUCUAUUUUCAUACUGAAGUAUUCAAACACCCCUUGAAUGAAUCUUGUAAGUGGUAACGUGACUGAUCACUUAGACUCACUCAGUCUGUGGGACUGAAGAGCUAGAAGUUUAUAAAUCGGGCUCUGUUUCAUCACUCUCUAAUGAUACGCCGCCUCCUCACACCCGAUCAGGAUAUUAUCGUAUUUUUAUGACAGUUUAACUUUCUGUAGGUUUUACUUUUCUUAAUUUGUCUCUGGACGUCUAGAAUAUGUUGUUUUAUGAAACUGAAAUAAAGUUAAUUUUGUCAAACAAUUUUUGUGGAAGGUCUUCCGGCAUUUUGCUGCACAUAACAGUAAAAGUUUAAAACUUGAUGGACAGGUGAGUUGGCGGUCCUUGGCUGUUCUUUGAAUACAUUUGAAUGCAUGAGCGUUUACACUGUAAGUGCGGUGUGGUUGAAUUUGUUCUUAUUAUAUGUUUUCAACCACCUCUCAAAAUGGUUGAAGCGGACACAUCUCAAAAUGUUUUGGACUCUGUUUACACCUGUACACUCAAAAAAUAAAUCAUUACCCUUA
This is a messenger RNA of Myxocyprinus asiaticus (Chinese sucker), 3092 nucleotides long. It is a transcript of the gene med25, whose product is annotated as mediator complex subunit 25. Lineage: Eukaryota; Metazoa; Chordata; Actinopteri; Cypriniformes; Catostomidae. The record is from RefSeq and is a predicted model, not a curated record. Bases 180 to 2396 code for a protein of 738 amino acids. Gene Ontology annotation, biological process: positive regulation of transcription by RNA polymerase II. Gene Ontology annotation, cellular component: mediator complex; transcription regulator complex. The transcript is spliced from 20 exons.